UUAUUUCCAUUUGGCAUGGGUUCUUUAUGGAAAACUUUGACAUCCAUUGCAAAAGACAAUGACGGGAGAAGGCCUUUUAGAUCAUCCAUCAGAAUAUCUCCAUCGUUUGGGAUUAUAAAGGCACCGUGCAUCAUAUCCUUUAUAAACAUCCGCCUUGUAGAAUCUUCAAUGGCAUACUGUCUACAUUUAAUCUCUCCAAGUCUCGUCAACCUCGGCGUAACUCCUAUGAGAAAGGCCUUGCCAGGGGGAUUCCGAGUUGCUUCUCUGAGAUCCACAACUAGGUUUCCCAGUAUACGAGCAGUGCAAGAGAGUGAGGGUCCUCGGAGGUUGAUUGACAUCAUCCGCUUCAUCCCCGAGCUUUCAAGCAACUAUUUCAGAAGCCCUUCUCGGAGGGCACUGUUUGGUGGGAUUUCAUUACUAGGUGGAUUCUACGUUGCACAAACCAUAUCUUUAUCAUUUGGUGCUUUAGGAGUGAAUGAUGUAAUUGCUGCGGUAAUAUGUGUUCUCCUCACCGAGUACGUAACCAGAUUUUAUUACAGUCGGCCCAAAGUAACAUUUUCUCUUGCUCUCCUCAAUAAUUUUAAGAUGGGAUUUACCUACGGCCUUUUCAUUGAUGCUUUCAAGCUUGCUAGUUGAGAAAGGGGGAAAGAGAGCUGAAAUUAAGAGCUUUUCCUCUUUCUAUAUUUCAGCCUUGUAUGUAAAUACUUGUUAUUGAAUUCAACAUAUAUCAGCACCUUACAAGGAUUCAAAUCUCUUAGAAUACGUGUCAGUUCUUAUUGUUUCA
Molecule: messenger RNA, 784 nt
Organism: Magnolia sinica
Lineage: Eukaryota; Viridiplantae; Streptophyta; Magnoliopsida; Magnoliales; Magnoliaceae
Exons: 2
Coding region: 16-636 (206 amino acids)
Source: RefSeq, a predicted model, not a curated record